Messenger RNA from Theobroma umbraticum, 3326 nucleotides. Lineage: Eukaryota; Viridiplantae; Streptophyta; Magnoliopsida; Malvales; Malvaceae. The record is from RefSeq and is a predicted model, not a curated record.
AUGUACAAGAAAGGGAUAAGAAAAACUAGGGUUUCUGGUUUGGAGAAGGAAAGCCCAAACUGGGAAGCAAGGGGGAGUACGAAAGAGUGCGAUGUUGAUCGAUGGAUGAAGUACAAGAGGAAGAUUGAGUUUCGUUGGUGUGUGUAUCAAAUCCCUGAUGUUGGUUUUGUAGCUUUAACUACUUAUCAUAUUUUAUGUGAACUGGACCUUUUAUGUGAAGUUAUUAGGUGGUGGCUUUUAUUAUGUUCAUCCAAUAGUUUGUUGAAUAUCUAUUCACAGAGAGAAGAAGAGCUACUAUCUAGUUGGUGGAAAGAGUAUGCUGAAUGCAGUGAAGGUCCAAGAGGACAAAGUAGUUCCGGAAAGAAGUUGGACAUGGGAGAGGAUUCAUCUUCUUCAAAGGCUUCUCAAUCAGCCCAACUAUGUGCAGUUGAAGAAGAGAGGGUUGGUGUCCCUGUAAAGGGAGGGCUCUACGAGGUCGACUUAGUUAACAGACACUGUUUCCCUGUUUACUGGAAUGGAGAAAAUCGGCGUGUUCUAAGAGGUCAUUGGUUUGCUCGUAAAGGGGGCAUGGAUUGGCUUCCACUUCGUGAAGAUGUAGCUGAACAAUUAGAGAUGGCAUAUCGUAGCCAGGUUUGGCACCGUAGAACAUUUCAGGCAUCAGGGCUCUUUGCAGCUAGAGUUGAUUUGCAAGGCUCUACCCCAGGACUUCAUGCACUUUUUACUGGAGAAGAUGAUACUUGGGAGGCUUGGCUCAAUGUUGAUGCUUCUGGUUUUUCCAGCAUUAUUAGUUUCAGUGGAAACGGAGUCAAGUUAAGACGUGGUUUUUCUGCAUCUCACUUCCCCAAACCAACUCAGGAUGAAUUACGUCAAAGAAAGGAGGAAGAAAUGGACGAUUAUUGUUCUCAGGUUCCUGUUCGGCACUUAGUCUUCAUGGUCCAUGGUAUUGGUCAAAGGUUGGAGAAAUCUAAUUUGGUUGAUGAUGUUGGCAACUUUCGACAUAUCACAGCAAGCCUUGCUGAGCGACACCUGACUUCACAUCAACGUGGCACCCAAAGAGUCCUUUUCAUCCCGUGUCAGUGGAGAAGGGGCUUGAAGCUCAGUGGUGAAGCUGCAGUUGAGAACAUCACACUAGAUGGUGUGCGGGGUUUGCGUGUUAUGCUGAGUGCUACCGUUCAUGAUGUGUUAUACUACAUGAGUCCCAUAUACUGUCAGAGUAUUAUUGACUCGGUUUCAAACCAGUUAAAUCGGCUAUAUUUAAAGUUCCUUAAACGGAAUCCUGGUUAUGAUGGAAAGGUAUCCAUAUAUGGUCAUUCUUUGGGAAGCGUUCUCUCCUAUGACAUCAUCUGCCAUCAAGAGAAUCUCUCUUCCCCAUUUCCAAUGGAGUGGAUAUAUGAGAAACAGACAAAAGAUGUAGAAUGUUCCCCUGAUAUGAAUAGCCAGUCUUCUAAGUGCAGUUCUUUGGCCAAGCUAGAGGAAAAGAACUCCACUAUGAUGACCAAGGAUGUAGUGGAUUGCCCUGGUGAAGACAUGGGUUCACGGUCAAUUCCAUUGGUGAUUGAGGGAGGACAUGUUGAAGAUAAUUCCUUAGAGUCAGCUGAAAUUAAUGCAGUGUCUAAGGACUCUAUGCAGGAAAGCUUUAAGGAGGAUGUGCAUCAUUUACUUAAUGAUUCUAGUGAAACCCCUCAGCUGGAUAAGGGUGGGUUAGGUGAAGCUGCAGAUGUACACUUUGUUGCCUCAGCCAGUCUUUUGGAGAAAGCAACUGAGGAAGAGAGUGAAGAAGCCCCAGAUAAGGAUAAAGCAAUCAAAAUGCUUAGAGAAGAGGUUGAUUCCCUAAAGGCAAAAAUUGCACAAUUGGAAUCACAUAACAGUGAGGAUACUGGUGAAAAUAAGGAGAUGCUUUUGCAAAAACCAACUACAUUGCAGAAGUUUGAUCAAAAGCUGCCAGUGAAGCUAGAUGAUGCACCAAAGAGCUAUACCCCUUACAUCAGAUACACAAAGCUUGAAUUCAAUGUUGACACAUUCUUUGCAGUGGGAUCACCUCUGGGAGUCUUCCUUGCCCUACGCAAUGUCCGUAUUGGACUUGGCAAAGGGCAAGUUUAUUGGGAUGAGGAAAACAUUAAUGAAGAGAUGCCAUCUUGUCGUCAAAUGUUCAACAUUUUCCACCCAUUCGAUCCUGUAGCGUAUAGAGUAGAACCACUUGUUUGUAAAGAAUACAUCACAAAACGUCCUGUCAUUAUCCCUUACCACAAAGGUGGAAGAAGGCUGCAUAUUGGAUUUCAAGAAUUUACUGAAGAUUUAGCUGCUCGCUCUCAGGCAGUAAUGGAUCAUCUCAGCUCUGUGAGGGCUAAAGUGCUCACAGUUUGCCAAUCGAGAAACACUGACAGUCUAGAAGGACCAGAGACAGUGGAAGAAAAAGAAGAGAGGUCAUAUGGUUCUCUAAUGAUCGAGAGGUUAACCGGAAGUGAAGAAGGGCGGAUAGAUCAUGUGCUUCAAGAUAAAACAUUUGAUCAUCCAUAUCUACAAGCCAUUGGAGCACAUACAAACUAUUGGAGAGAUUAUGAUACUGCACUUUUCAUUUUGAAACAUUUAUAUCGAGAUAUACCUGAAGAUCUCAACUCUCCUGCGGAAUCUAAUGGAGGCAGCUCAAAGGAUCAGAGAGUUUCUAGAGGCUUGUCUGAUCAAAGAGAGACCACCGAUGAAGAACUUCCAUUGACAUUCUCUGACAGAAUUAUGGUCAGAAACUUCUCAAGGAAAGCUAAGAAAUUUAUGAAGAAGCCUUGAGUGACAACAGAUUUCCCUUUCUUGCUGCACACCAGGUUUAAAUGCAAGCGGAGCGUACGAUGAAGUUAUGCACUGCACCUUCAUGAUACGACUUGUUGCUGCAUUUCGGGCCAUAAUCUUGUAUUUUGGACAGUUGACAUGCCACUCUUCUACCUUGGGUUUCAAAAAUUAUUGGAAAGAGGUGUGCCGUGGAGAAUUUAUGAUUAUUGCAUCAGGGAUGUUGGCAUGCUGCAGUAGACACAAAGAUGUUCUUUUUUCAGCUUCCCUCUGUACAUAAAAGGAGAUACGGACAUCUGUGCCAAAUUAAUCUAUUCUAGUGAAUUUAGGUGACUUGGUACAAAUGUACAAGUUUUUUCUUAAAGCGCAGAAAGUGUACAUACUACAUAGUAUAUACACUGAAGAAUCUUGUUGUUUACUAAUUGUAACAAUACAAAUUCUUGCUCUUUCUUUAGGAGCACGAAAGGUCAUUGAAUCUUUAAAUUUGCCAUGACAAUUUGUAGUUAGUUCAUCUACAAUUAAUCUGGGAUUUUAUCAUAUUUAGCUCA